UUUCUCUCCCCAAUCAAUCCCCAGAAAAAGUAGGGAACAAUAAAAAUGCACUAGACAGGGAGUUGGAUCCUGCGGGUUGUGGGACAAAUGUGUUAGUGGGUGCGCAUUGGAUCGAUACUGGAAUGAAAAAAAACCGUUCCACUGGGGGUCUCCCACUAGUCUGCUUUUCUGCGCUGACUGCCACGACUCUCAUAGCACAUGGACAAGUAGUGGGGAAAAAUCCAGCGUGAAAGAGAAAACGACAGAAAAUCCGGUGGUAUUUUAUUAUGUACUGUAGUGCGACGAAGAAGGCGAACGGUGACGAUGCGCUGACGGCGUGGCGGGUGUUAUGUUUUAUCACUUUUGAUCGAAAAGUCAGACUACCACGGACCUUCGCUGAUGACUAUUUCAACGCACUCGAGUGGAAAGCACUUGUUAUUGUUGAAAAUUUCCGAAGCUAUUUGGAGUUCCUCUCGUUGCUGAACAGUUGUUGAAGGAUUGUACCGAGGUGACUGGAUGGACAAUUAUCAGACAGGAUAUCAUAGUCUUGGAGAUUCUGCUGGCAGGUCCCAUAUGAGUUGUGCGUAGACACUGAUGAAUUGUUGACACAUGCAGAGCUGGGGAGCAUUAGAAAAUUCGAGGAAUGCUUCAGGGAAUUUGUGGAGCCACGUGUCAGUGACAGCCCGAUCUCUGGGUUGCUCCAUCAACUACUCCAGUGGACGAACAUGAUCUCCACCAGUCCGAGCUGUCAAUGGUAGGAAACUCCCGAGGAAUUCGAUGUAUCAACUGACUUGACUUCGAAAGGCACCUCAAUUGAAAUAACGCGGGCAGUACUUUCCUUCCCCCCCGAGGACUGAAUCCGGGUGUUGCCGGAAGCUCAGAGCCGGCACCUCAGCACAGAUACCUUCCACCGGGCCAGGGUGUACGAAGAGUUUAUAAAUAGUCACUCACUCCUAGGUGGUACACGAAAAACGACAAAUUAAAAAUAUAGCCAGGUGGUAGGGGUAAGAAAGGGAGAGGAGGAGAAGUUAGCCAUCAGCCUGUGGUAUUAAAAUAGAAAAGAAUGUUUUUGGAAUCCAAUUGGACUUGGUUGGCAGAACGAUGGGGCAAUAUGGCCGACUUGGCCGAGCGGGUUGACGAUCUGAUAUGCAGUUUUGAUUCGUCUGGUGAUACAACAAUGGAUACAUUAUCAAUGCUAAUAUUCGGUUGGAUGCUGUUCGGUCUUAUUGUCCUGUGCGUUGGUAAAUACAUUUACAAUCGUUUUGUUCUUAUCGAUAAAAUUACAACGAGUGGAGCAAGUGGUGGUGUUGCCAGUGUGUCCAAUGUAUCGGGGAAGGAACAUGGGGUACAUGGAAUUGGUGAGAGUGUCGUGUCAGCUGGAAGUAUUGCCAGUAAAUUACUCACGCAGGAGAAACCCAUCAGAGUUGCAAUGGCGAAAUCAGCAACUGCCAGUGUUGCUGGAAGUGCUGGUGUCAUUGGAGUCAGUGGUGGGCAUGGGGGUGGAGGUGGUGGUGGGUAUGUACCACCAACACCACCGAUGAGAAAAAGAUUGACAAGAAAACCAUCUGGCUCGCUGUUGAGUCCAGCGAGGAGCUCGAGAGCACUUCAUUUGCCGGCUGCCACUGGCGCUGAUACUGAGGCUGUUCGCUGGGUUAAUGAGCUCGUUGUUUGGCUACACUCGGAUUUGGUCAUACUUAAUGAACUACUCGCCUCUUGGGUGCUCUCACUCAAUCACUUUGUCGCUAGUUCGGUCGAUGAGCAUGGAGUGGGUGUCGAAUUUGUCCGGGUACUUCCGGAGACACAAUCGCCUUCUCUAUCAAAUAUCUUCUGCGAAUGUGAUUCUAAAAAUGACGUUACGAUAACAUGCGAUUGCGAAGCAACUCCGGCACUGCAGCUGAAGGCAUUCCGACAAAAAGGUGAUAAAGUUGAGGUCAGCCAUUAUCGUGCGAAUGUAAAUCGCUUUCGAGCCCGGUUAAAUGUUGUUUGUAUCACCGAGAAACUCCUGAUGGACUUGAAAUGCGAUGGCUGGCCAGAGGUGAAGGUCUCACUGGCCCAAGUGGGAACCAUUAAGAAGGAUCUCGACGAGAGCCAGCUUCAGGAAGUUGUGACUGAGAUCGUGGUUGGCGCACUGAGGGGCACUAAUGUCCAUCUCAAUCUGUCUAAAUACCCCACUUGUCCCCGACUCUGGCGGGAUCCACCACCUCACACUGGGUAUUCAGUGCCACUCCACUACGACAGCAUGGGUCGUCCAGAGUCAACGGCACCGCAGUACGUAUCAGGUGACAGACGUUUACUGGUUAAAGUUGUUCGAGCAACCGAUCUCGGAGGGAAGGAGGGAUGCUCCCAGCCGUAUUGUGUAGUCGAAUUGGAUGAACCACCGCAAAAGCACCAGACAUCGAUUAAGAAAGAUACAAUGAGCCCGAUUUGGGACGAAGCCUUCCUGUUCGAUGUCAGUCACAAUACGUCGGAAGUACUAUUGGAGAUCUACGAUAACUUGAAUAAAAGUCAACGAUUCCUGGGGCUGGGAAUUGUCGGGGUCGAAGAGCUGCUCGUCAAUCCGAGCCAGAGGCAGAUUAUUCCUCUUCAGGCGAGACCCUACGAAGCUGAUGAAGUCACUGGAACUUUGACUGUCGAAUUUCUUUUUAUUGAAGGGGCCGAGGUGCCUCAGAUUGGUUCGAAGCCCUUCAAACUCAAGGAAGCUAUAAAACCAGUGUCACCUACCCGCACAUACAGCCCAACCAGCCAGCUCAGCAAUAAUAGUCUUAAUUAUAACAAUGGUAACAGUACACUUAUCUUGUACGACUCUACUGCUCAAUCAACCGGGGACUAUCUGACCAAUGGUGCAACCAUCGACUCACCGUACAGAACGGGACAGACGAAUGGUAACAAGGGGACUCUGAUUGUUCAUAGUCAACAGAGGCAAGCUGAACGUCAAGUCGUCAAGGUUACACUAUCAGAGGAUGGCAGUUGGCAAGAACUUUCCCCAGAGCACACCAAUCGGGAUAACAGCGCUACAUCAGGUCCGGAGAGCACGCCAAGGUCGUCGAAUUCGGAAGGAACUAGAGAACGGGGACGAACGCGAAGAAAACGACGUGACUUUUUCGGAACAAUAAAAAAGCGCUUGAGUAGGUCGAAGACUAGAAGUAGAUCGGCAGGACGAGAGGGUGAUAUUAAUCACGAAGAUGCUCACUCGAGAUCGAUAUCCGCUGACAGGGCACGGGAUCCAGGCUCAGUAUCGUUAAAUGUGCCAGGCAAAGAAGAGCACUCGCGAAGAUCAAGUCUGAGUGAGGCCUCGGCAAUCAGCGGCACGUCAACGAGAACGUACAUCAACGAGGCAUCAACACUAGUCCUAGAAACCUUAGAAAAUGGGAUUAAAAAGCACUACCUAGUACCCCUCUCCCUCGCCCAGAAGAGCAAGUGGAGGAAAAAGGGCACAAAAUUGCACAUAUUCAACGACCACACCUUCAUCGCGAAACACAUGUCUGGUGGGACCGUAUGUGAAGUCUGCAAGAGGACAUUAGCACGAAGAUUAGGAAAACAGGGUUACGAAUGUAGGGACUGUUUACUAAAAUGCCACAAGCAUUGUCAUGUUAAAGUGGAGACCAUGUGCUCGACAUCAACAAUUCAAAGCAUAGAAUUGUCCCUACUGCCAGUACUGAGCGAAUAAAAUAGAACAUACAUCCGGACACCGCAGCUCGAACGGAAAUUUUCAACCCGUCGAUGCUGAAGCAACACACGACGGCUAUAAUUGAUGAUCCAUUCGUCCACAAUAAUCAAAGAAGAAUUUAAGUUGUUAAAAUAGACCCUCCCUUGUCAUUAUUUCAGUACUUCGCGGUCAGAGUGACGGCACAGUAACAGUUGAGAGAGGGUCAACCAAAUCUAGUCUAAAACACGACUUUUAACUUAGUCACACGCCCACAAAUCUUCCAUGUUUCGCACGACUGCAUAUAUUUUAUAAAUAAAUAGGAAAAGUCGCAUUCACCUCCUUAUACUGCUGGUAGAUACAUAAAUAUCCCAAUAUAUUCACAUCAUGAAAUAUAGUUUUUGCCCCCUUCCAUGAUGAUACCAUCACUACAGUGAAUUUUCUCACACCAUCGAAACCUAAAUAACGCGGAGAACAAUUUAUUUCUCGCUCUGUCAUUCGAAAAAUACCGAGCAGAAAAUCACCCCAAUCAUCUCAAGCGAAACAUUUUUGCAAACAAAUGAGAAUAAUCUCCAUUAAGAAUGUCCAAGUGAAUUAGAAAAAAUUUUCCCCUUUUUGCAUUGAAUUUAAUUUUUUUACACUAUUUAAUUUAUAUUUUUGAAGACAAAAACAAGAAUUUAGUAAAAAUUACCUGGAAAAAAGGAGAACGGUCUUUUUUUUUACUUAUUAGCGUCUUUUAUAAAUAAUUUCGAAACUUGCUGAAGAUGUAGUAGUUUAGUUGUAUUUUUAUUGGUAAAAAUUCGAAGGACAAAUAGAACACUUGGAUAUUCUUCAUUAUUUUUUUCGACUUGAAUUUUCUUCUCGCAUUAUACAAUAAUAUAUCGUUAACAAGUUAUUUAUAUUAGUACUUAAGUUGCGAUAUUUUUUUAAAUACAUUUAUCGGUGUGUAACCAUGGAUAUUUAUAAAAUGGCGAAUGAAUUUUGCAACUAUUGACUAGUUACCGAAUUCAAUCCACGAAUAAGCGUACAACUAUAGUAUAAACAAAAGGAUUGAGAGAGGACUUGAUUAUUCGCAUCGCAUUUCGUCCGACCACACGUACACACUAUUUGGUAAAUUGUUUUUUCAAACACAUUCAAUCAAAUAAUGAAAGUAAAUUAGAUUUUUAUCGAUUUCGCGGAACAAGAGGACUAGUUGACAUUAGAAUACUUCGAAUUUUCUUUUUCAUGAGAAUUUUUAUGAUACGAUUUUAUCGUCUACGUUAGUCUGAAACGACUGCAGAGCACUCAAUAAAGAACCUAGUGAUUAACGAUAAUUAUUCAACAUGGGCUGUGAGGGGCUUGGCGAAAAUUAUAUGAAAUAUUUGAGGUGUUGGAGUGAAGCAGUUGCAGCAGAGGGAAUUCUAUGGAAAAUUCUCUAACUCUGUACUAAGAAAAAAAUAUUUCUCGCUGAUUUUUCGUCCGCGUGCACUAAGAAUAUGCCUAAAAUUUCGUUUGUCAAAUUUUCGACGCGAUAAAUAAUCAAAAAGCCUUGUCAAUUAAAUUUACAAAACUUUUAUUUUUCCCAAUCGAUAAAAAUACAGCGAAAUAAAUCUCUAACACUUGUGGAAAAUUUCAAACUCAACUAACGACUGCAGCACAAUAAAAAUGGAGUGAGCUGACACGCCACGUUAACAGAAACGAAUAUAGUGGCCCAAGGGUUAACAGUAAUAGUGCCUCUAGAUAACUCGUUGUACCAUUGACUAGUAUUCGGAAAUUAGAGUGACAAAAUCUAUCGAAGGAUCGAAUAGGCUUCCUCUUUUGAAUCCCCGAGAUUCUCUGAUUUCAAAUUGUUGAAGAGUAUAUACAAUAAACUUUAAAUAAGACGAUUAUAUCGAAGUGUUGACUUUAUAUUGCGCACACGUCUCCAUAAUAAAAAAUACGCAAUAACGAGUGAAGAUAAAAAUGUAAAAACAAUGAAUCAGGCAGGAAAAAAAGGAAAAAUACAUUAUGAUCGCACAACUUU
This is a messenger RNA of Diachasmimorpha longicaudata, 5624 nucleotides long. RefSeq lists its product as uncharacterized. The transcript is spliced from 19 exons. NCBI's taxonomy places the organism in Eukaryota, Metazoa, Arthropoda, Insecta, Hymenoptera, Braconidae. The record is from RefSeq and is a predicted model, not a curated record. The coding region runs from base 1043 to 3646 and encodes 867 amino acids.